GAAACAGUUAAGAUUGUUUAAAGGACCAAAGGUUGUCUCCGGCCGCAGUCUGAGCUUGGCGCCCGUCGCAAGUGGACAUCUUUGUUGUGUUUGUGCGUUUUAGUGUUGUGUGAUAAUGAAGUUCUGGACCCUCGUUUGUGUUCUCGGGUGCUCCGCAGUGGCCCUCGGAGCCCCGGCCGCUCCCGAGCAGCAACCCGAGUCCGGAUCCCUUCUGGAGUCCGGCGUCGAGAAAGUGUACAAAUUCAUCCAGGGAUGCGGGAACAAGGACAUGUCGUUGUGCAUCAAGAUGAGGGCCCUCACCUUCGUCGACAACGCCGUGCGCGGUGACCAGAUCAACCUCAUCGACGGAGUUUCCUUCGUCCGCGCCGAAACCAACGAGGCCGACCGAACCCUCAACGGUCGCGCCCUCUCCGAGGAUGAGCUCGACGCCAGCCUCCCCGCUAACUCCGACGACAGGAACAGCCAGGUGGAAAACCUCCUCGUUGACCGAGUUGCUCGAUUCCUCGAGAGCCACACCCUCCAAUUCAAAGUUCCCGACUCAUCCAUCUCCGAAUUCAGACAGACCGUCGAUGAAGCCCGUAAGAAGAAGCCAAAGAAGAUCCUGCUGCCCCUUCUCCUUCUGUUGAAAUUCAAGGCUGCCGCCCUCAUCCCCUUGGUACUAGGAGCUCUCGCCCUUCUUGCCCUGAAGGCCCUCAUCGUCGGUAAAUUGGCCCUGGUUCUCUCAGCCCUCAUCGGUCUGCAGAAGCUCCUGGCUAGCAAACACCACACCCAAUCCUAUGAAGUAGUCGCCCACCCCCACUACUCAGAGCACGACCAUGGACACUAUGCCCGAUCUCUGAAGGACCCCAGCGAAAAGGCCUACAGCGCCCACGACCCCAGCAAAAAAUCGCAAUAAUUUAGCCCUCUUACCUAGUUUAGACACUGCCGAGUCGGGUGCGACGAACUUUCUUGCUCAAUCCCGAUUCGGUUAGACUUUUCAAUUGAUUACCAAAACUUAGGUGUCCCUACCCGAAGUUGAACUUUUGAAAGUAUCACGCUCAUCCCAAUCACUUCAGGUGUUAGUUUUGAAAAAUGUUAAACAAUUUAAGAAAAAGUCUUGUUCAGGUCCGAGCUCUUGCGAGCUCGAACUCUUUCUAAAGCUGCAGUGUUAGCACAUAACAAAGAUGUCCACGCGACGUCUUUCCUCAGGUAGCCGACAGUCGGUAUUCCAGUUAUUUAAUUAUUUAAUUUAUUUCAUUAAUUUAUUUCAACGGACUUUCUCUUUCUCCUCUCUAGUAGUUGCAACACGAAAUGCUCAAAACUUUAAUGUUAAUUUAUUUAUUGACUUAUUUAUUUUAACUUAUGCGUGCAAAAAGACUCUGUAUUAAUUUAAUUUAAUUUUAGUUAAGACCCUAGUUAGGUUAGAAUUUUGACGACUAAGAAUAGGAAAUAAGUGCCAAAAGACGAAUCAGUUUUGAAAUGACUUUAAAAAAAAGCGUAAAAUUACUGCUCAGUAGCCUAAGAAUUGGUGUAUUCUGAAACACUGUCAGUGCUUGCUGUAAGUAGCACGUUCCAAAACUGACAUGUUUUCGAGAAUUUCCCGUAAUUUAUUUUUUAUUAAUAAGCACAAUUUAUUUGGCGCUCUAGUAAAACCAAAGAUAUUUAAACUCACUUGACAUGUAUAACUUCAAACAUUCCUUUCAAUAUUAACACACAUGCAAUAGGAAUUAUUUACUUGAAAUGUGACUUUGACUAUGUUCUAUCACUAUUCGACUAUCUUUAAUUUUUUUUUACAUUUUCCUUGUUCAACCACGGCAGGAAGAUGAAGCUCGAGAGACACUCAGUAGACUCUUGUCCUCAGUAGCUUAAAUUCGAUCUUAAUUUCUUCACUGUCAAUUUUUGUUAAGUUUCCUUUUUCUAUGAUAUUUCCUACACUGACUCAAAAACCAAUAAUGCACGCAGACACUAUUUUCAACUGUUAAAAACAUACAUUUUUACAAAUUGACAUCAAACUGUUGAAUUUAGAACGGAUAUCGCUUAACUACAAUCAAAGAGAAUACUUAUCAGUUAAUUGGUUUAAAUCUUCAUCAUAAUUUACUUCAAAUAUCAGCUUUACAUCUACCCCCUUAGCUCACACCCUUUUAGUUGUGGUUGCACAUCUGUUUAGUGGUGUAGUAGUCGUACAAAUUAAAUGCUUAUCUUACCACUGCCCAGCUUUCGAUACAAUUUUGUAACUUUUGCUCACAUAUACAACAGUAUACGACGCGGGUUAGCUAAAUAGCCAACCUAAUGUUUUUGUAAACGAGUACCUGAUGACGUAAAUUAUUCAGUAUUUUCUGAGUACCGUUUGACAAAAACACUGCCGAGGAAUCGGUGCAAUUUUGGAGGUAGUUUUCCCGCUUCUAGAUUCAACACUUAGAUAAUAACUUACUAGAGAUAGUUAGAGAUAGGUACAAACACGGAACUGACUACUGACUGAACGCUUUGACUUUACCCCGGGGCUGCUCGUAUGAUAAAAUCCACGCAAAUUGAGAAGUUAAUUCUAAGUGAAGAUUCAAAAGCCCUGACCUACCGUUUAUUCGGUCUCUGCAAAGACUCCGUAACUCUCAGGAACUUGCGAGGUUUUUGCAGGGAUCAGUUGAUAUGUUCGAUCGUGCGAAAGUUACCAAUUUUUUUGUUGGUAGCUUUCACACAAUCUAACUUCACUGACUUUGGGAAAACUGAACGUUUCGCUAGAUUGCUCGUAAAUCUAGUCGACUUUUUUCUUUUGUACAGUUGGUAUUGCGGUGAUCUGUCACGAAAAGCGGUAUCCGAUCUCGAACGGCUCGACCGUUUUUAACCGUAAGAGUCGUAUUGAAUUUGAUACUGGACAGCGUUUAGCAAAAAACUAUUUCCUGAAAUUUAACAUGAGUCCAAAACUGAGUUAUCAUGCCUUCGGCUGAUGUUUAAUUGAAGGAAAUGUUUUCGUUCACGCUGUCCUCAUUUAGUGCAGAUGCUCGAUUGACUAGGAACAUGACCUCGCAACCUAGCUAACCACCUAUUAUUUAAGACCUAGUUAAAUUUACCAUUACUUUCAUUACCUCACAACGACGGACUGACUGAUUUAGAUCUAGAAAUUGCAUCAAAUUGUUAUUAUUUAUUUUAAUGUUCUGUAUAUAAGUUUUAUGUCUUUACCUUGUCCUCCCUCUCCCAAACUUCCCUCCCCUUCCCUAGUCUUUCCUACUGAUCAUUAGAUCAUCACCCUUAUUUUCUCUUUCUUUUUUAUUAAACCUGUCUGAGUAUGUUUCCGUCUCAUUUCUCCUUUUUUACUUUUUGUAAAAAAUAAAGAGUAAAAGUUUCAAAAA
Bemisia tabaci is the source of this 3323-nucleotide messenger RNA. RefSeq lists its product as uncharacterized. The record is from RefSeq and is a predicted model, not a curated record. NCBI's taxonomy places the organism in Eukaryota, Metazoa, Arthropoda, Insecta, Hemiptera, Aleyrodidae. Gene Ontology annotation, cellular component: membrane.